Penicillium bovifimosum is the source of this 1656-nucleotide messenger RNA. RefSeq names its product F-box protein. Lineage: Eukaryota; Fungi; Ascomycota; Eurotiomycetes; Eurotiales; Aspergillaceae. The record is from RefSeq and is a predicted model, not a curated record. Bases 1 to 1656 code for a protein of 551 amino acids. The transcript is spliced from 2 exons.
AUGGCUUAUGCCCCCGCGCUCCCCCUGGAGCUCUGGGGCUGCAUUGAGUCACAUCUAUCCAAUGCCGACAUCAAAUCUUUGCGCCUGACAUGCAAGCAACUCAGCAAUAUAGUGUUUCUUCGGUUCAAUCGUGUUUUUUUAUCCGCCAACCCUCUCAACAUAGAGGUCUUCCGCAACAUUGCAUCACACGACAAGUACCGUUAUCAGGUCAACGAGAUUAUCUGGGAUGAGGCGCGCUUGCGUCGGGGUCCACCACGACGAACUCAAUUUGAUGAGGUACAUCCACAUGAAUUGCUCUCGGACGAGGAGAAUGACGAUAAUCCCUACGAAUGGGCUGGGAUAUACGGUAAACACCCUACUCGAUACACAAAGGAGAUGACAGAGCGCCAUGGGUAUGAAGAGGAACAUGCGUGUCCUAAAUGGUUCAGAAACGCUUGUGAGGAAAACCUUUUCGUUAUGCAAUGGCGGGAAGAUCACAAUGUGGACAGGCCUGACCAUAUCGCUCGCAGAGAACAGGUUCUGGCUCAGCCUUGGCUGGGGGAGCGCUGGCAAUAUUAUCAGCAGUUGCUGCGUCAACAGGAGGAUGUUCUUGCCAGUCAGAGUGAUUUGGAAGCGUUCACGUUCGGCAUUAAACAGUUUCCUGCCCUCAAGAGAGUUACCAUCACACCUUCAGCCCACGGUCACCUCAUCAGCCCCCUUUACCAGACCCCUAUGAUUCGGGCUUUCCCGAAAGGUUUCAAUUACCCCAUUCCUCGUGGUUGGCUGUACGCUAGAACCGUGAGGUGGCCCGCUGCAGCAUAUUCGUGGAAUCAAUAUCCAGAGCUUAGAGAUCGGUACCGCGGGUUCCGCACAGCAAUGCGUGUCCUCGCCAAUGAACCCAACUCUGUUUCUGAGCUGGUGAUGACUUCUAACGGUAUCCUCACGGGGAUCAACUGCAGAAUCUUCGACGAGCCCUGCGAAGAGUACGACCAUUUCGCUACCGUGCUUAAGAAGCCGGGCUUCCGCCGUCUGGAUAUUGCCUUGCUUGCCGGUGGUCUCUAUGAUGAAGACCUCGAAGCAUGCUGGCGAUCCCUGCUUGGUGGGCGUCUGCGCCGGGCACUUGGUGAAGCAAAAGACAUGGAAGAGUUCAGGCUGCAUACCCCAUUUGAUGAAUUUCUCAACGAUAACGGCGGAUAUCCUCUGCUCCCAUUACGGGACAUUGUUCCCGUGGAACAAUGGUCGAAACUGCGCCAUUUGAACUCUCCGGCUUUGUUAUCUCACAGGAGGAUUACGCUACCAAAAUCCGUUCGCUCCAUUGAACUUAGUAUGCUGCACUUCCGUUUUGACGAUGAAGACUGGUUUAGCAUGCUGGAAGAAAUCAAGGAAAUGGUAUCGGAGGGCACGCUAUGGGGAGACCGGGAUGCUGGAUCAAGACCCAAAAUUACCAUCGGCAUGGCAGAACACCCACUCGUGGACGUGACCCCUAGUACAUAUGGAUACGGUGUGUGGAUUGAAAAGGAGGUAGAGGAUUUCAUCUACGGUGAAGGGGAAAAUCCCAUUGGGGAGCAUCGUCCCUGGGAAAUCCAACUUGGAGUUGGUGUGCUGAGGAAUACAUUGGACCCCGGUUUUGAACAUCCACACAACCGAUUCUUAACUGUUGAAGUUUAUCGUUGGUAA